Molecule: messenger RNA, 270 nt
Organism: Paramecium pentaurelia
Lineage: Eukaryota; Ciliophora; Oligohymenophorea; Peniculida; Parameciidae
Source: the annotation of a GenBank genome assembly
AUGGAAUAAACAUGUACAAUCUGUUAUUAGGAAAUGCCUAAAAUUUAUACUUUAAUUACCUUUGGUAUUUAUAGAAAGGUAUCAAUACAUGUAGAUGGAUUAUUCAGAAAUUUGAAGUAGAAUGCCAUAGUCAAAUAGAAUGUAAAGUUAAUAAAUUGCCAAAUUAAAAAUAUAUUUUUUUAAUGGUCAAAGUUAUUAUAUUUGUAAAACUUGUUGAAAAUAGUUAAAAGAUUGUUAUGGUAUAAAUAAAUUGGAUCUCAUAAUUUCUGA